AUGGAUCGCAAAGACAGAGCCCCUUCCCCCCAGGCUUCCGAGGGUUCAUCUCGCGGCAACGUUGUCGAUCACGCUGCUCCCAACGGUCAGUUAUCUCUGACCGAUGACCAGACUCAUGCCUACCCUCCGACCUCCACCAAUGGCAAGGGACACAUGAUCAAGGUUCAUCCGUUGAAGCGUAGUGAGAUGCAGCCCUCGUAUGCUCAAGACCUUGGAACAGGCGAAGUCGAGCACGGCUUGUACGGCUCCAUGAUGCACGCUCUGGGCACUGUAGUCGGCGCUUGUGGUGCUAUUCCCUGCUGCCCGUUCCCGAACCCCUUCCAGAACGUCCAGCAAGGUUCCGUUGGUCUCGUGACACGCUUCGGUCAGUUCUACAAGUCCGUUGACCCUGGUCUCGUCCAGGUCAACGUGUGCACUGAGCGUCUGCGCACUGUCGACGUCAAGGUCCAGAUCAGCCCCAUUGGCAGACAGACGGUCAUCACCCGUGACAAUGUUAACGUGGAGAUCGACUCUGUGAUAUACUUCCAAAUUACGAGCCCUUACCGUGCUGCCUUUGGUAUCACCGAUCUCCGCCAGGCGCUCAUCGAGCGUGCCCAGACGACGCUCCGGCACGUCGUCGGUGCCCGCGCAGUCCAGUCCGUCGUGACCGAGCGCGAGGCCAUGGCAUACGAGAUCGCCGAGAUCGUCGGCGACGUCGCAGAGAGGUGGGGCGUCUCCAUCGAGGGCAUCCUCAUCAAGGACAUCAUCUUCUCCGCCGAGAUCGCCACCUCGCUCUCCUCUGCCGCGCAGCAGAAGCGCAUCGGAGAGUCCAAGGUCAUCGCCGCCCGCGCAGAGGUCGACGCGGCCAGGCUCAUGCGCCAGGCCGCAGACAUUCUCGCCUCGCCGGCGGCGAUGCAGAUCCGCCAGCUCGAGGCGCUCCAGCAGAUGGCCAAGAGCGCGUCGAGCAAGGUCGUGUUCGUGCCCAUGCAGCUGCAGCAAGACGUCAUGGGCUCGUUCAACAACAACCAGAGUGGAGGGGCGUCUGGAUCUGCCAUCCGCGACGAGAGCGGAGAGGGCGCGGGCACGAUCGGCCGUGCGGCGCUCCUCAACAGUGCCUCCAAUAUUUAA
This is a messenger RNA of Coniophora puteana RWD-64-598 SS2, 1107 nucleotides long. Its product is annotated as stomatin family protein. NCBI's taxonomy places the organism in Eukaryota, Fungi, Basidiomycota, Agaricomycetes, Boletales, Coniophoraceae. Gene Ontology annotation, cellular component: plasma membrane. The record is from RefSeq and is a predicted model, not a curated record. The transcript has 6 exons. Bases 1 to 1107 code for a protein of 368 amino acids.